Cokeromyces recurvatus is the source of this 8239-nucleotide messenger RNA. RefSeq lists its product as uncharacterized. The record is from RefSeq and is a predicted model, not a curated record. The transcript is spliced from 6 exons. Gene Ontology annotation, molecular function: phosphorelay sensor kinase activity. Bases 73 to 8034 code for a protein of 2653 amino acids. Gene Ontology annotation, biological process: phosphorylation; phosphorelay signal transduction system. NCBI's taxonomy places the organism in Eukaryota, Fungi, Mucoromycota, Mucoromycetes, Mucorales, Mucoraceae. Gene Ontology annotation, cellular component: membrane.
ACUUUGCCCUUAUUUUUUUUUCUUUUUAUCUUUUUCGUUUUUUUAUAACAUAUAUAAAUUCAUGGCUCGGUAAUGAAACGAUCAAAUACUGGAGAUUAUAAAAAAAGUAAAAAAUUGUGUAUUUCAUCUUCACCGCCUCACAUUGCAUUUAAUAAUAAAGAACAACAAUCAACAAUAAUGUCCCAUCAUAUAUUACAACAAAUAAAAGAAAGUGUGGUGCAUCUAAAUAAAGGUGACCUUGAUUAUUGUAUUUCACAACAGUUUUUUUCAAUACCUUCUCCUCCUUUACCAACAAUAAACGACGAAGAAGAGAUUCUAAUCACAAUACAAAAGACAUUGAAAAGUAUUGCUGAACGACAACUUACGCUUGAAACCGAAAAUAAACGUUAUCGAAUAGCUAUUAAGCAACAACAUCAUUUAUUAACAGCACAAAAACAGCAGCAGCAGCAGCAGCAGCAGCAACAACAACAGCAGCAACAACAACAGCAACAACAACAACAACAACAACAACAACAACAACAACAACAACAACAACAACAACAACAACAACAAGAAGAAGAAGAAAAUGACGAAUCUGUUGUAAAUAGUACUGGAACCUCUGAAGAUUGUCUUUCCUCUUUUCAACAGUCUCCAAUGUUGGAUAAGUUACAUUUAUCCCCUAUAUCAGAUAAUGAUGACGACAACAACAAGAAUAAGGAUAAUAGUUUAGAUAAAGAUAUAUGUCAGUCUUGCGCAAAUCAAGCAAUCCAGGUGGCCUUAGCAGUGCAUAAUGGUGAUCUGGAACGACGUAUUAUUUGUAACAAACACUCAACUAGUUUAUUGAAAAAUGCUGUAAAUUCAAUGGCUGACAAAUUACAACGUAUUACUAAAAAUGUUCUCAAGGUCGCUCAAGAGACAGCGAUUGAAGGUAAAUUAGGUGUUCAGGCUGAUUGUGAUGAUACGAUGGAAGGUGUUUGGCGGGAUUUUAUUUUAAACUUGAACAGCAUGACCAAAAAUCAUUUGGAACAAGUUAGAGAUAUUACGGAUGUCUCAACUGCUAUUGCAAGAGGUGAUCUUAGUAAAACAAUGACUGUUCCUGUAACCGGUGAAACACUUUCUUUAAAGAAUACAUUUAAUACUAUGGUCAAUCAUUUGAAUUUAUUUGCUUCAGAAGUGACUCGUGUCGCUCAUGAAGUUGGGACUGAAGGUAAAUUAGGUGCUCAAGCAAAGGUAGCUGGUAUUGGUGGUAUAUGGAAAGAAUUGACAGAUAAUGUAAAUACAAUGGCAGCCAAUUUAACGAAUCAAGUUAGAGAUAUUGCUCAUGUUUCAAAGGCUGUAGCUUGUGGUGAUUUAACAAAGAAAGUAAAAGUGGAAGUGAAGGGUGAAAUGUUGGAUUUAAAAAAUACAAUCAAUACCAUGGUAGAUCAACUAUCUACCUUUGCUAUCGAGGUCACUCGUGUAUCAUUAGAAGUAGGCACUGAAGGUAAAUUGGGCGGUCAGGCUGUGGUAAAGGAAAUUGAUGGUACUUGGAAAGACUUGACAGAUAAUGUCAAUCUAAUGGCUCAAAAAAUUACAAGUCAAGUACGUGAUAUCGCUGUCGUCGCUAAAGCUGUUGCUGAAGGUGAUUUAUCUAAAAAAGUAACUGCAAAUGCGCAAGGUGAAGUUUUAGAAUUAAAAAACACAAUGAAUCGAAUGGUAGAUCAAUUGACUAAUUUUUCAGCUGAAGUCAGAAGAGUGUCCUUAGAAGUAGGCGUUGAAGGUAAAUUAGGUGGACAGGCUAUGGUGAAGGAUGUAGGUGGAGCCUGGAAAGAUCUUACAGAUAAUGUAAAUACAAUGGCUGCUAAUCUAACAACUCAAGUGAGAUCGAUUGCGGAAGUAACCACGGCUGUAGCUAAUGGUGAUUUAUCUAAAAAAAUUGAUGUUGAAACAAGUGGUGAAAUCCUGGAUCUAAAAAACACCGUCAACAACAUGGUGGAUCAAUUAAGAGUGUUCUCUACUGAAGUAACCCGUGUUGCUAAAGAAGUAGGAACCGAGGGUAAAUUGGGUGGUCAAGCUCAAGUACCUAGUGUUGAUGGUACAUGGCGUGUUUUGACAGAUAAUGUGAAUACAAUGGCCUCAAAUCUUACAACUCAAGUAAGAUCUAUCGCUGAAGUGACUACUGCUGUGGCUAAAGGAGAUUUAUCCAAAAAGAUCGAUGUUGAGACCAGCGGUGAAAUUUUAGACUUAAAGGUUACAGUCAAUAACAUGGUGGAUCAACUCCGUGUCUUUUCUACUGAAGUAACUCGUGUUGCUAAAGAGGUCGGUACAGAAGGAAAAUUGGGAGGACAAGCUCAGGUGCCUAGUGUUGAUGGUACAUGGCGGGUGCUCACUGACAAUGUAAAUACGAUGGCUUCUAAUCUAACAACACAAGUAAGAUCAAUUGCUGAAGUAACAACGGCUGUGGCUAAUGGUGAUUUAUCUAAAAAGAUUGAAGUUGAGUCUGGAGGUGAGAUUGCCGAGUUAAAGAACAUUGUAAAUGACAUGGUGGAUCAAUUGAGAGUUUUUGCUUCAGAAGUCACACGUGUUGCUAAAGAAGUGGGUACUGAAGGUAAAUUAGGUGGUCAAGCUCAGGUGCCUAGUGUCGAUGGUACAUGGAGGGUGCUCACUGACAAUGUAAACACAAUGGCCUCAAAUCUGACAACACAAGUAAGAUCAAUUGCUGAAGUAACAACGGCUGUAGCUAAAGGAGAUUUAUCUAAAAAAAUUGACGUCGAAACCAGCGGUGAAAUUUUAGACUUAAAGGUUACAGUUAAUAACAUGGUGGAUCAGUUAAGAGUGUUCUCUACUGAAGUAACCCGUGUCGCUAAAGAGGUUGGUACAGAAGGAAAAUUAGGCGGACAAGCUCAAGUACCUAGUGUUGAUGGUACAUGGCGUGUUUUGACAGAUAAUGUGAAUACAAUGGCCUCAAAUCUUACAACUCAAGUAAGAUCUAUCGCUGAAGUGACUACUGCUGUGGCUAAAGGAGAUUUAUCCAAAAAGAUCGAUGUUGAGACCAGUGGUGAAAUUUUAGAUUUGAAGGUUACAGUUAAUAACAUGGUGGAUCAGUUAAGAGUGUUCUCUACUGAAGUAACUCGUGUUGCUAAAGAAGUGGGUACUGAAGGUAAAUUAGGUGGCCAAGCUCAGGUGCCUAGUGUCGAUGGUACAUGGAGGGUGCUCACUGACAAUGUAAAUACUAUGGCUUCUAAUCUAACAACACAAGUAAGAUCGAUUGCAGAAGUGACUACUGCUGUGGCUAAAGGGGAUUUAUCUAAAAAAAUUGACGUCGAAACCAGCGGUGAAAUUUUAGACUUAAAGGUUACAGUUAAUAACAUGGUGGAUCAACUUCGUGUCUUUUCUACUGAAGUAACUCGUGUCGCUAAAGAGGUAGGAACUGAGGGCAAAUUAGGCGGACAAGCUCAGGUACCUAGUGUAGACGGCACAUGGCGUGUUUUAACAGAUAAUGUAAACACGAUGGCUUCAAAUCUUACAACUCAAGUAAGAUCCAUUGCUGUUGUUACUAAAGCCGUAGCUAAUGGUGAUUUAUCUAAAAAGAUUGAAGUUGAGUCUGGAGGUGAAAUUGCCGAAUUAAAGAACAUUGUAAAUGACAUGGUGGAUCAAUUGAGAGUUUUUGCUUCAGAAGUGACUCGUGUUGCUAAAGAAGUAGGAACCGAAGGUAAAUUAGGUGGUCAAGCUGUUGUUUUGAACGUAGGAGGAACCUGGAUGGAUCUAACAGAUAAUGUCAACCAAAUGGCUGCCAAUUUGACAUCGCAGGUUCGUUCAAUCGCCGAGGUUACUAAAGCCGUUGCUCAUGGCGAUUUGUCUAAGAAAAUUGAAGUCAAAUCUGGAGGCGAAAUUCUUGAAUUGAAAAAUACGGUAAAUGACAUGGUGGAUCAAUUGAAUGUGUUUGCUUCUGAAGUAUCACGUGUUGCUCGUGAAGUCGGUACAGAAGGUAAAUUAGGCGGCCAAGCAGUUGUGCCUAAUGUGGGUGGUACAUGGAUGGACCUGACAGACAACGUCAACCAAAUGGCUGCCAAUUUGACUUCUCAAGUUCGCUCAAUUGCAGAAGUUACGAAGGCAGUUGCUCUUGGUGAUCUGUCUAAGAAGAUUGAAGUUGAGUCAGGCGGAGAAAUCUCUGAAUUGAAGAAUACAGUGAAUGACAUGGUGGAUCAGUUGAGAGUCUUUGCCUCUGAAGUGACACGUGUAUCAAAAGAAGUCGGUACAGAGGGUAAACUAGGCGGUCAAGCUGUUGUUCAAGGCGUUGCAGGCACAUGGCAUGAACUCACAGACAACGUUAACAUUAUGGCAGCUAAUCUUACAAAUCAAGUCCGUUCCAUCGCAGAAGUUACGAAGGCUGUAGCUUUAGGUGACCUUUCAAAAAAGAUUGCAGUUGAGUCAGGCGGUGAAAUUCUAGAACUCAAAAAUACAGUCAAUGACAUGGUAGAUCAGUUACGAGUAUUUGCCUCUGAAGUCACUCGUGUGGCACGCGAGGUAGGUACAGAAGGUUCAUUAGGUGGUCAAGCAGUUGUGCCAAACGUAGGUGGUACAUGGAAAGACUUAACCGAUAAUGUCAAUCAUAUGGCUGCUAAUUUGACUAAUCAAGUUCGCUCAAUUGCAGAAGUAACAAAAGCGGUUGCUCUUGGUGAUCUAUCAAAGAAGAUCGAAGUUGAGUCAGGUGGAGAAAUAUUGGAACUGAAAAACACAGUCAAUGACAUGGUAGAUCAAUUGCGAGUUUUCGCCUCAGAGGUGACUCGUGUCGCUAAAGAAGUAGGUACUGAGGGAAAGCUAGGCGGUCAAGCUGUUGUUCAAGGUGUAGCGGGUACAUGGAAAGAUUUAACUGAUAAUGUCAAUAUGAUGGCAGCUAACCUUACCACCCAAGUACGAUCGAUUGCUGAAGUAACAGAAGCUGUAGCUUUAGGAGACCUUUCUAAGAAAAUUGAUGUUGAGACACGUGGGGAAAUUCUAGACCUAAAAAAUAUUGUAAACGAUAUGGUGGAUCAACUAAGAGUUUUCGCCUCAGAAGUGACUCGCGUUGCUAAAGAAGUAGGAACUGAAGGUAAAUUAGGUGGUCAAGCUGUCGUUUUGAACGUGGGCGGUACAUGGAUGCAUUUAACUGAUAACGUAAACCAGAUGGCAGCAAACUUAACAGAUCAGGUACGAUCAAUUGCUGAGGUUACUAAAGCUGUUGCUCAUGGUGAUUUAUCUAAGAAGAUUGAAGUAGAAUCGGGUGGUGAGAUCUUAGAAUUAAAAAAUACUGUAAAUGACAUGGUGGAUCAAUUGAAUGUAUUUGCUUCUGAAGUAUCACGUGUUGCUCGUGAAGUCGGUACAGAAGGUAAAUUAGGCGGCCAAGCAGUUGUGCCUAAUGUGGGUGGUACAUGGAUGGACUUGACAGACAACGUCAACCAAAUGGCUGCCAAUUUGACUUCUCAAGUUCGCUCAAUUGCAGAAGUAACAAAAGCAGUUGCUCUUGGUGAUCUGUCUAAGAAGAUUGAAGUUGAGUCAGGCGGAGAAAUCUCUGAAUUGAAGAAUACAGUGAAUGACAUGGUGGAUCAGUUGAGAGUCUUUGCCUCUGAAGUGACACGUGUAUCAAAAGAAGUUGGUACAGAGGGUAAACUAGGCGGUCAAGCUAUUGUUAAAGAUGUUGCUGGUACUUGGAAAGAUUUGACAGAUAAUGUAAACAUCAUGGCAGCUAACCUUACUACCCAGGUACGAUCUAUUGCUGAGGUCACUAAAGCAGUUGCUAGUGGUGAUAUGAGCAAGAAAAUUCAUGUGGAAACCCGUGGUGAAAUUCUUGAAUUGAAGAUUACAGUAAAUAGUAUGGUUGAUCAGUUACGUGUAUUUGCCUCUGAGGUAACUCGUGUAGCGCGUGAGGUAGGUACUGAAGGCAAGUUGGGUGGUCAAGCAACUAUCAUUGGUGUAGAUGGCACAUGGAAAGAUUUAACGGAUAACGUCAAUUUGAUGGCAAGUAAUCUUACUGACCAAUUACGAUCUAUUGCUGCUGUUUGUAAAGCUGUAGCUCAAGGUGAUCUUUCCAAGAAAAUCGAAGUUGAAGUUCACGGUGAAAUUGCUGAACUAAAAAAUACAAUUAAUACAAUGGUAGAUCAAUUGAGUUCGUUUGCUGCAGAAGUAACGCGUGUUGCUAAAGAAGUCGGUACUGAAGGUAAAUUAGGUGUUCAAGCCCAAGUAGAAGAUAUUGAGGGUUUAUGGAGAGAUAUUACGAGUAAUGUCAAUACAAUGGCAUCUAAUUUAACCACACAAGUCCGAGCCUUUGCACAAAUUUCAGCGGCUGCAACUGAAAAUGAUUUUUCAAGGCUUAUUACUGUUGAAGCCUCUGGUGAAAUGGAUUCGCUUAAGACUAAAAUUAAUCAAAUGGUAAACUCCUUACGUGAUGCUAUUCAAAAGAAUCGACAAGCACGAGAGGCAGCCGAACUAGCAAAUCGAUCCAAGAGUGAAUUUCUGGCCAAUAUGAGUCAUGAAAUUCGUACACCCAUGAAUGGUAUCAUCGGUAUGACCUCUUUGACAUUAGAAACUGAACUGACACGACAACAGCGAGAAAAUCUCAUGAUCGUUUCUAGCUUGGCCAAUAGUUUAUUGACUAUUAUUGAUGAUAUCUUGGAUAUUUCAAAAAUUGAAGCUGGUCGUAUGACGAUUGAGUCUAUUCCAUUUUCUUUACGGUCAGCUAUUUUUAGUGUUCUAAAGACAUUAGCUGUAAAAGCAAAUCAAAAGAAAUUGGAUUUAAUCUAUAAUGUAGAUAGUGCAAUUCCUGACCAGUUAAUUGGCGAUCCUUUGAGACUACGACAGGUAAUUACAAACUUGAUUGGCAAUGCAGUCAAGUUUACUACAAAGGGUGAAGUUGUAUUGGAGACAAAGAUAGUUAAUAUUCAAGGAGAAGAUGUUAUUUUGGAGCUUUGUGUGCGUGAUACUGGUAUUGGUAUUCAGGAAGAUAAACUUAGUGUCAUUUUUGAUACAUUCUGUCAAGCUGAUGGGUCAACAACUCGUGAAUAUGGUGGUACUGGUUUAGGCUUAUCUAUUUCAAAGCAUCUAGUUCAACUUAUGGGCGGUGAUUUAUGGGUAACAUCUAUGUAUGGCCGCGGCUCACAAUUCUUUUUUACACUCAACUUUAAACGAUAUCCCAAAGAGCAACAUGAUGCUUUUGAAAAGAUGAAGCGAUUUAAGGGUCGUAAUAUUCUAUUUUUAGAUGGUACAAAUGAUCAAAUGCAAAUUGAGUGUAAACUCAAGGAGUUAGGCUUAAAUCCUUUCCGCGUUACUGGUAUCUCUGAAUCUGUUAACAUGACAGAUCUAGCCCUAUUUAAGGGUACCAAUAAUAAGCAGCCACCUAUUUUUGAUACUGUCCUCGUCGGUAACGUUGCGUAUGCAGAAAAAAUACGUGAAGCUGUUCAUUUACGAUACACGCCUAUCAUUUUGAUUGCACCUGAAAUACAUCGUCUUAACAUGAAAUUGUGUAUUGAUUUAGGAAUUACAGGUUAUAUUAAUGCCCCUGUGAGUUCAUCUGAUUUAGCAUAUACACUAUUACCUGCUCUCGAAAGUCAUUCAACAUUACCUAAUGAUUCAGCGAUACCCGUGCCUCUUGAUAUCCUAUUAGCAGAAGACAACAUUGUGAAUCAAAAGCUAGCAGUUCGAAUUCUUGAAAAGUUUGGACAUAAAGUAGAGAUUGUAUCAAACGGUAAACUUGCAGUAGAAGCAUUUGAAAAUAAUAAAUAUGACUUGAUAUUGAUGGAUGUUCAAAUGCCAAUUAUGGGUGGAUUUGAAGCUACUCAAAAGAUUCGCGAGAUUGAACAAAGAUCCAGAAGUCGAUCCCAUGUACCUAUUAUUGCUCUAACUGCACAUGCUAUGAUUGGUGAUCGUGAAAAGUGCUUACAAUCCGGCAUGGAUGAAUACGUUACCAAGCCUUUAAGAUUCCCUGAAUUAAUAGCAGCUAUCAAAAAGUUUGCUCCUCACCAUGAUGUUAGAACUGUAAGAUUAAGGAAUGACAUGAAAUCAAGUAGUGUUAGUAGUAGUAGUAGUACUAGAAAGCGUUAAACAAACAAGGCUCUUCUUCUAUAAUAUACUCUAUUUAUUUAUUAACAUAUAAUGUACUAAUAUGCUAUAAUAAUUUACAUAUUUAACAAGCGCAGAAAAAAAAAGGGGCUUUUUGUAUAAUUCUUUAUGUUGUUGUUUGCAAUAAAAUGAAAUUUGACAAUGCAAAUUAUCGGAAAUUUGAAUUUUAAUUGGUCAUGUAAAUUUU